Molecule: messenger RNA, 839 nt
Organism: Chanos chanos (milkfish)
Lineage: Eukaryota; Metazoa; Chordata; Actinopteri; Gonorynchiformes; Chanidae
Product: histone H4 transcription factor-like
Exons: 5
Coding region: 78-839 (253 amino acids)
Biological process (GO): anatomical structure development; regulation of transcription by RNA polymerase II
Molecular function (GO): DNA-binding transcription factor activity, RNA polymerase II-specific; RNA polymerase II cis-regulatory region sequence-specific DNA binding
Source: RefSeq, a predicted model, not a curated record
AAGGCAGGUUUAAGCUGAGGGAGCACCUUCGCAGUCACACGCAGGAGAAAGUGGUGGCGUGUCCGGCCUGCGGCGGCAUGUUCGCCAACAACACCAAGUUCUUCGACCACAUCCGACGCCAGACCACCAUGGAAGGUCAGAGGUUCCAGUGCUCGCACUGUUUUAAGCGCUUUGCGACGGAAAGAUUGUUGAGGGACCACAUGAGAAACCACGUAAACCAUUAUAAAUGUCCCCUGUGUGACAUGACCUGUCCCUCACCGUCCUCCCUGAGAAACCACAUCAAAUUUCGCCAUAGCAACGAGAAGCCCUACAGCUGUGACUACUGUGAUUACAGUUGUAAGAAUCAGAUAGACCUGCGGAAACAUCUGGACACACACAGCAGUGAGCCAGCCUACCGCUGUGACUACUCCAACUGUGACUACACCACCCGCUCUCUGCACUCCAUGAAAUCUCACUACAAACGCAUCCACGAGUGUGGCUUUAUGCGGCUGCAGCUGAUCCGAUAUGAGAGCGUGGAGCUGACGGAGCAGUUGAUGAGGGAGCGACAGGGGGAGGGAGACAGCUCCGAGGCUGCUGUCCAAUCCGAAGGCCUGCAGCCCGUGGAGGAGGCGGAGUCAGCCGGCGCAGGCGACUACGUGGGGCGGAGCAGCGCGACGGAAAGGAUCGAGGGAGAGAGGGACUGCGUAACAGAGGAGGGAGCAGUGUCAGAUGAACAGGGGGAGAAUGUUCUCUUGGUUCUGACCGCUGGGCCCGUCCUGGAGGCGGAGUCAAAGAGGGAGGAUGCUGUGAUGUGGCAGCUACAGGACACUGCCCAGCAGCUGGGCAUGGAGGUAGUCUAG